AAUUAUUUACUGGAGGUUUGUUAAUGUGAAAACAUGAAAGUAGUUUACUUCUCAAAUUAUGGAUAAAAGACUUAUAGUGAAGCCAGUGUCUAUAGGAAUCAACAUUUACUGUCUUGUACAAGAGCUGAUUUGGACAUGUUUUGCAUUAGUAUGUAUUUUAUACCGAUUUGAGGUAUUUAGUGUGGAUAAUAGAGGUUUUGUAAUGAAAGGAGAUUUAAAGUGGUCAUGGUUAUUAUUUCUCACCGAUGAAAAUGAUAGAUCAUAUAGAAAUAUCAACAGCAUAGAAUUCUUGAUUUUUUUAAUAAUAUACCUUUGCUCCAGUUUUGUAAUAGUUGGUUUAUCAUCGUAUAUAAUUCAGACUUUAAUUACGUCAAACGAUAAAUGGGGAAAAGGCAUGACAUAUAUGCACGGUUCUACAGGAGCUUUAAUGAUAGCAACAUCUAUUGUAGAUAUUAUAUUAUAUUCACUAAUCUUAGUCGAUAGGACUUACUUAAAAGAUUUGCCCAAUUUUGAUCAAAUCGCCACCUCAAGUAAUAUAUUGUCAGCAUAUUUAUUUACUGCCAACAUGGUUAUAAGAGGAUAUGCGGUAUGGGUUAUUAAUAUAGUUGUGGGAGCACUGCUUAUUAGAUUUGCUGUGGUGAUAAAAAGAAAUGCUAAUAAAACUCCUCCAGGGUCUCUUAUUUCGGUAUAUGAUUCCAAGAGCCCACCUGAUGGUUGGAUGGACGUAGGCAGAGAUAAUCCAAAUUUCAUUGAUUUAGAAGGCGUACCACAUCCAUCACAGGAAGAUGGAGGACCAUCUUCUCUGAGAAAUUACUAUUUAAAUCCAGAAACCGACUUACCCAAUAGAAUAUACGAUAAUCAAAUGUACGAUGACGAUUAUCCUUAUAUACCAACACCAGAUUAUACACCUCCAGCUAGUCCACCACCUAAUUCAAGGCCUAUUUUGAAGACGAAUGGUAGAUAUGCCCCAAGUGAUUCGAUAUUUGAUUAAAUUUAAUUUUUAUUUGAUGCUUGACAAUUAAUAUUGAAGAACAUGAUAAAAUGGGGCUAGUGUGACAUUUAUAUAUUUUUGUAUGGUUUUAUUUAUUUUGUACUAAUAAAUUAUUAACAAAUAUUUCAAAACUUGUUAAUUGUUGAGUUGCAAUAAAAUUUAAAUUUUUAACUUAUGUAUAUGUACAUAUCUGUAUCUUUUUGUGUAUGUAAAUAUAAAAAAAUUGUAAAGUCUACGUUAUUUAAAGUAUAUAAAAUUCAAAUCACAAUUACAAGAAACAGGUGGAAAACGUCCAACAAAGAAGAGAAAUACAUAAAAUAUUUUACCAAAGUUUCUCCUGAAUAAAAUACAGCCCUUCAAAUAUAUUUUUUAAAACAUGA
This is a messenger RNA of Aethina tumida (small hive beetle), 1371 nucleotides long. RefSeq lists its product as uncharacterized. The transcript has 7 exons. Bases 59 to 991 code for a protein of 310 amino acids. The record is from RefSeq and is a predicted model, not a curated record. Lineage: Eukaryota; Metazoa; Arthropoda; Insecta; Coleoptera; Nitidulidae.